UUCAGCCCCACAAAUGAAAACGACAAAUUCAAAUCCCCUUUUUGUAUAUAAAAUCCCUAAACCAGUGAUUCAAACGAUCAUCGCUAAACAUACGAUCGAAAUUUUUUCUUGUAAAUUAUACAUAUGAAGCUAUUUUCGGAGUUCAUGUCCUGCUGGGGCGGAGCAGCGGUCACUCCGGCGGAGGAUUCCGCCGGAGGCAGGCGUAACGCGGAGGAGGCAGCGGAGUUCUGCCGCGAUCACGGUAGGGCGGCGGCCUGCCGGAGGGCGCAUAACUGGAAGCCGAAGCUGAAUGCGAUCUCGGAAGACCGCCCGAUCGCGGUUGCGGACGGGACCGGCGUUAAUCCGCGGGAGGGCGGAGGUGUCGUCGGGAAACGGUCGGUGAAGGUGAAACCUAAAUCGGCGGCUGCGAAGGCUGCGCCGCUGCGAAUUCACGAUGGGGACUACUGGAAAUCUGCACAAAUGAUGGCCGUGCCGGCGUUUGCUCCAACGUCGUUUUCGUUCUGAAUGCGAUCAGAGCUCAACUCAUCUUUCUUCUCGUGGUCUGCUAAAAUUUGUAUAUUCUCCAGUCAAUAUAUAUUUUCUUUCCCUAUUUUAGUUUAGAUUUUCUUUUUUACGUGAGUUUAGAUUUUCUUUGUGAGACUUUUAUUAAGAUAUUUUUUAGCAAAUUAAAAUUAUUGUAGUUCUUGAGAAGUGUGUUGGGACGACGACUACUGUUGUUAUUAUUAUUAUUAUUAUU
Striga asiatica is the source of this 736-nucleotide messenger RNA. The record is from the annotation of a GenBank genome assembly. NCBI's taxonomy places the organism in Eukaryota, Viridiplantae, Streptophyta, Magnoliopsida, Lamiales, Orobanchaceae.